Danio rerio (zebrafish) is the source of this 1361-nucleotide messenger RNA. It is a transcript of the gene thumpd1, whose product is annotated as THUMP domain containing 1. The record is from RefSeq and is marked validated. Gene Ontology annotation, molecular function: RNA binding. Gene Ontology annotation, biological process: tRNA modification. Lineage: Eukaryota; Metazoa; Chordata; Actinopteri; Cypriniformes; Danionidae.
CGGAGCGACACACAGACAAACACGCGUGCGCGGAGCGGUUUCAUAUUCCCGAGCCAGAGUUCCUGCAUUACUGUAGUGCACUACACGGACAGCAGAAGCAGAGAGAAACGCAGUCAUGUCUGAAGCCCGCAAGAGGACCAGGAGACGAUUCGGCGGACACGCGCACAAGAAACAGAAGGGCGCGCGCGAGCUGGAGGUGGGCGCGCAGGGCGUGCUGAUCACCUGCAAUAUGAACGAGCGCAAGUGCACGAGCGAAGCCUUCAGCCUCCUCAGCGAGUACGCGGACGAGCUCUACGGGCCCGAGCAGGAGAGUCUCAGUGAGGAUGAGGAGCAGGAGGAUGAGGAUGCGGAGUGUGCACUACAGAGGGAAGUGUCUCAGCUGCAGUCGUCCAGUAAGGGGCGUCAGCAGCGCUUCAGUGCGGUGGACAGCGGCGCCAACAACGUGGUGUUCAUCCGCACUCAUGGCGUAGACCCCGCCCAGCUGGUGCAUCACAUCCUGUCUGACCUCCACCUGACCCGGAAGAGGAAGUCGCGUGUGAUCCUGCGCAUGCUGCCAGUGAGCGCCACCUGCCGAGCGUUCCCGGAGGACAUGCAGAAGCUGCUGAGUGUGUUCCUGCAGCGCUGGUUCCUUGCUCCGCGGCAUGCUACCUUCCAGAUCUGCUUCAAAGCCAGAAACAGCAGCCACAGCAAGAGGGAGGAAGUGAUCACGGCCGUCGCAGGUCUGGUUGGUCAGCUGAACCCGCUCAAUAAGGUGGAUCUGACCAAUCCUGAGCUCUCCAUCAUCAUCGAGAUCAUCAAGAGCGUCUGCUGCGUCAGCGUCGUCACCGACUACAUGCUCUUCCGCAAGUACAACCUGCAGGAGGUGGCCAAAGAGCCGGCCAAUCAGAACACAGGCUCACAGAAAACACCCAAUCAGAACACAGACCCACAGGAAACACCCAGUCAGAACACAGACCCGCAGGAAACACCCAAUCAGAACACAGACUCCAAAGAAGCAGCCAAUCAGAACACAGACCCACAGAAAACAGCCAAUGAGAGCAAAGGUUCACAAGAAUCAGCCAAUCAGACGCAGGAGCACGGGAAUGGAGAGCUGCAGAGUUCUGAUGUUACCGUUGGCAACGGGGCAGAGGAGGCGGAGCCUGAGUGAGCUGUGAUUGACAGAUGUGGUGUUUGUGACAGGAGUUGCCCUCAGGCUGAGCGGCGGUCAGCGGCUCCUCGUUCACUGCUGAGUCAGGGGAGCUCAGUACAGCUCAGUAGCGUCCUGUUUCCUGCUGUUUACUUCCUGUUACUGUGGUUUUGGUCUGCCAGUCAGACGUGUGUGUGUGUGGAGAUAAAAUAAAAACACAACUGGAGUCACCUCA